Messenger RNA from Quercus robur (English oak), 2000 nucleotides. RefSeq lists its product as uncharacterized. The record is from RefSeq and is a predicted model, not a curated record. Gene Ontology annotation, molecular function: protein binding. The transcript has 7 exons. The coding region runs from base 3 to 2000 and encodes 665 amino acids. Lineage: Eukaryota; Viridiplantae; Streptophyta; Magnoliopsida; Fagales; Fagaceae.
AGAUGGAUGCUGUUGCACAUUGGUUUGAAGGAGAAGUCGACCCAGCAUUGGAGGAAGAAUUCCAGUUUGAAACCUGUCUCGACCUUGAACUCCAUCCCUUGAAGGACGAAGCAAAAAAAUUGUCUCAAAUUGCUGCCCAACGUGAUUGGAACGAAGUUCGUGAGAUAUGUGAAGAAAACUGGCUUUUAGAUGUCCAGAUUACCAAGUUAGGAGGCACAGUACUCCACAUAGCAGCCUACUAUAAGCAAGAAAAUAUUUUUGAACUUCUUCGACACCAAUUAGUUCCGGGGAGUCUUCUCGCAACAUAUUGUUUAACAAAGAAAGACAGUAAAGGAAAUACCCCUCUCCACUACGCAGCAUCGGUAGGGAGUGAGAGGAUGUGUUACCACAUCAUCAAUAUGACAGCGCCAAUAACGGUACUAAAUGUUCGUAACCAUGAAGGUGAGACCCCUCUCUUCUUAGCAGCACUUCAUGGUCACAAAGACGCUUUCCUUUACCUCAAUCGUGUAUGCGGCCCUGGAAAAGACUACUGUAUAAGAAGAAAUGGUGACACCAUUCUUCACUGUGCCAUCUCUGAAGAACACUAUGAAUUGUCCCUAAUUAUACUUCACCGGUAUAAAGAACUUGUAAACCUUGGUAAUAAGAAAGGCAUGACCCCUCUCCAUCUUCUCGCAAGUAAGCCUUCUGCAUUCAAAAGUAGCAGCGAUCUUCGAUGGUUUGGAAAUAUCAUUUACCACUCGUUUGUCAUAGCAGACGAAAAGGAAUUAAUUUGGCAAGCAGAUGCAGAGAACUUUGCAGGACAAGUUACAGACGGAGGACGCCCAUCAUCUGACGAACCUCCAAUUCAGCGUCCGCUUAAUUACAGAACCUGCUUUGACUUAGUAAAUCUUGUUUACAAGGCAGUGUCAUCUCUAUGUGGAUUAAAUUACCCAUGGAGGGAAGGUGAUAUAGAGAACCCAUUACCCAUUCGAAGGCCUCAGAUAUUACAAGCUCCACCUAAUUACGCAACCUGCUUUUCGUUUGUAAAACUUGUCUUGAAGGCAGUGCUAUUUGUACUCGAUAGAGAAAAAAAAGAGGAACACAUUGAUCCGCCUCCAGAUGUAAUACUAUUUGCAGCAAAGAAUGGAAUUAUCGAAAUGGUUGAGGAAAUCCUUGAAAUUUAUCCUGUGGCCUGCAAUGAGGUGGAUGAAAAACAGAAAAACAUUGUGCUAUUGACAGUGGAAUAUAAACAACCUCAUAUUUAUGAGCUCCUACUCUCACUCAAGGAGCGGGACUUGUUAGAAGCCAGCUUAUUUCAUGAAGUGGAUUGUGACGGUAAUUCUGUAUUGCAUCUUGCUGCGAGGAAAGAAGAAAAUUAUAAUUGGCCAGUUCCAGGAUACGCAUCCCAAAUGCAAUGGGAAAUCAGAUGGUAUGAGUACAUACAGAACUCGAUAGAUAGAAGCAUCCUUCGUCGCCUCAACAAGAGUGGCCAAACCUCAGAGGAGAUCUUCACUGAAAGCCACAAGGAUCUUCUUAUAAAGGGCGGCGAGUGGCUAACCAGCACAUCAAAUGUAGGCAUGGUUGUAGAAGGUAUCUUGGUCACGGUUACCUUGACCAUGUCAACCACAGUGCUUGAUAGUGCCAAAGAAGGAAACAAACACAGGAAGCCAUCCAAACUUUUCACCGGCUCAUCAUUUGUCUCCUUCUGCACUUCACUCUUAGCAGUGGUCAUGUUCCUUUCAAUUGCUACAUCAAGGUACAGAAGAAGUGAUUUCCGCUUUUCCUUACUAGGAAAGCUUUUGGUCGGUUUAACAGCAUUGUACUCGUCUGUAGUUUCUACCUUGAUAUCUUUCGCUAGCGGAUUCUUUUUCAUCUUUCGGGAUCAACUGCUAUCUGCAGCUUCCUCGUAUGUGCUGGCCUGCCUUCUGCUUAUAAUAUUCUUUUCUCUCACCCAAUUUUCGCUAUACUUCCAUUUGGUGUGGGCAACCUUCAAGAAGGUGCCAAAACGUAUUACAGAGUGA